Messenger RNA from Salvelinus namaycush (lake trout), 1257 nucleotides. RefSeq names its product copine-9-like. The transcript has 17 exons. The coding region runs from base 1 to 1257 and encodes 418 amino acids. Gene Ontology annotation, cellular component: plasma membrane. Gene Ontology annotation, biological process: cellular response to calcium ion. Gene Ontology annotation, molecular function: calcium-dependent phospholipid binding. Lineage: Eukaryota; Metazoa; Chordata; Actinopteri; Salmoniformes; Salmonidae. The record is from RefSeq and is a predicted model, not a curated record.
AUGGCCACAAUUGGGGAUUUCGACCCGCUCAACUCCACGGUACCUGCGACGAAAAUUGAACUUACAGUCUCGUGCAGGAACCUGCUGGACAUGGACACCUUCUCCAAAUCAGACCCUGUUGUGGUUUUGUACGUUCAAGGCAUCGGGACAAAGGAGUGGAGAGAGUUUGGCCGAACAGAAGUGAUCGAUAACACCCUGAACCCGGACUUUGUUCGGAAGUUUGUCCUGGAUUUCUUCUUCGAGGAGAAGCAGAAUCUUCGCUUUGAUGUGUACAAUGUGGACACCAGAAGUUCAAACAUUUCAAAACAUAAGGACUUCCUGGGCCAGAUGUUCUGCACUCUGGGGGAGAUCAUUGGGUCCACAGGCAGUCGGCUGGAGAGAACCCUGUCUGGGAUCCCAGGGAAGAAGUGUGGGAACAUCAUAUUCACCGCUGAGGAACUGAGUAACUGCAGGGACAUUGCCACUAUGCAGUUGUGUGCCAACAAGCUGGACAAAAAAGACUUCUUCGGCAAGUCAGACCCCUUCCUGGUCUUCUACCGCAGCAAUGAAGACGGAACGUUCACCAUCUGCCAUAAGACAGAGGUAAUAAAGAAUACUCUGAACCCUGUUUGGCAGCCCUUCACCAUCCCCGUACGAGCCCUCUGUAACGGAGACUAUGAUAGGACGGUCAAGGUGGAUGUGUAUGAUUGGGACCGAAAUGGAAGUCAUGACUUCAUUGGCGAGUUCACCACCAGCUACAGAGAAUUCUCCAGAGGCCAGAGCCAGUUCAACGUCUAUGAGGUUCUAAACCAUAAAAAGAAAGGCAAGAAGAAGAAAUACGUCAAUUCAGGGACAGUGACACUGCUGUCCUUCAAAGUGGAGUCAGAAUACACGUUUGUGGACUUCAUCCGAGGAGGGACGCAACUCAACUUCACAGUGGCCAUCGAUUUCACAGCGUCUAAUGGUAACCCAUCCCAGCCCACCUCUCUGCACUACAUGAGUCCCUACCAGAUGAAUGCCUACGCCAUGGCCCUGAAGGCUGUGGGGGAGAUCAUCCAGGACUACGACAGUGACAAGAUGUUCCCCGCCUACGGCUUUGGAGCCAAGCUGCCACCGGACGGCAAGAUCUCCCAUGCCUUCCCACUGAACUCCAACAGUGAGAACCCUAACUGUGUGGGGAUCGAGGGAGUGCUGGAGGCGUACUUCCAGAGUCUCCGCACCGUUCAGCUCUACGGACCCACCAACUUCGCUCCUGUCAUCAACCAGGUGGCACGGUGA